Molecule: messenger RNA, 1238 nt
Organism: Umbelopsis ramanniana AG
Lineage: Eukaryota; Fungi; Mucoromycota; Umbelopsidomycetes; Umbelopsidales; Umbelopsidaceae
Exons: 2
Coding region: 64-1092 (342 amino acids)
Source: RefSeq, a predicted model, not a curated record
CCCCAGUCCAAUUCCUUAACACCACCAACCUUUUUUUUUUCUCUUUUUGUCACGAAGAAGAUAAUGUUCAUUCGUCAUUUGCUUCUAUCGACUACUGUCGCAGCCAUGCUGGGUUCCAUGGCUACCGCUUUCCCACUCCCUGGUCACUCUAAGCGUGCUGAAUCCAAGAGUUGCGCUACCGUCGUCAAGGGUACCACUUUGACCUCAACUCCUUUCUACAUCACCUUCAAUGGUACCAUUGAAGGCGAUGCAUGCUCGUCCAUCAACGGCAGUACCAGCCAUUUCACUCUGCACUCGUUCAACAGUUCAGACUACCUUACUGCUGUCAACCUUGAUGGCACCACCACCAACGGUACUUCUUGCGACAUUACCAUCCCUGACAACCGUUACCAAACCGUCACUGGAAAGAGUGUGUUCGUUUUCGUUCCUCUCAUUACUGCUGAUGGUAAUAAGACUUCCAUCAGCUGCGGUAAUGAUAAGCCCGUUGCCUUGAACGUCAACUUGGAUUCCUUCAACGUUCCUGGCGUUAACGUCACUACCACUACCAUUACUGGUGAGACUACCACCACUCAUGCUGCUGCUCCUACCCACCAUGCCCAAGAAGUUCACCAUACCACCACCACCACUACCGAGGAACCUCAUACCACCCAUGAACCUCAUACCACCCACCAUACCACCACUACCCACCACACCACCACCACCACUACCACCACUCACCAUGCCACCACUACUCAUCAUAGCAAUGAAGACGACAGCUCUGAUGACAGUGGUGGUGCUGACUCUUUCUCUGGAAGAGGUACCUGGUUCAUUCCUGAAACUGAAGGUGGCGCCCAAGGUGCCUGCGGUCCUUUUGAAUCCAAUUCCGACAUGAUUGGUGCUCUUAACGCUCCUCAAUACGGUAACCUCAAUGGCAAGAGCUCCUGGUGUGGAAAGAAGGUCAAGGUCUCCAGCGGUGGCAAGAGCAUCAUUAUCACCAUCAAUGACGCUUGCCCUGAGUGCGCCCACGGCUCUAUUGAUUUGACUCAAGCUGCCUUCGAAAAGCUCGGUAACCUCGUUACCGGUGUUCUUCCCAUCACUUGGCACGAGAUUUAAAUGGUUUUUGCCAUGGACCCAGCUUAGAAAAUUUCCCUUCAUUUUAGUUUUGUAGUAGCUACUUUCUCUACCGUCUGAUUUUUUUAAUGUAUCAUCGUUCUCAGUGAUAAUAGUAAAAAUCGACACGACCCCCUUUCCCUCUAUGC